Molecule: messenger RNA, 2994 nt
Organism: Bactrocera tryoni
Lineage: Eukaryota; Metazoa; Arthropoda; Insecta; Diptera; Tephritidae
Exons: 4
Coding region: 71-2842 (923 amino acids)
Source: RefSeq, a predicted model, not a curated record
UUGAAGUAAACAGAUUUUGCACGAAUAGUAAAAAACUCUCGUAUAAAACUUUAAAUUAAAUAAUACACAAAUGCGUGAUUUACACAAAGCAUUGGCAUUGUUUAACGAAGAAUCUGCGAUGGAUUAUUGCGAGGAAUUCGACGAUACAAAAUCGGUAUUACUUUACUGCAACCAACAUGUGAAACCAUUCUCUAAAGUACAUUUCCGUGGCGGUAAUGAAUUAAUUAUCAACGAAUUAGUUCGUCGUCUGCAGCAAGCACUACUCGAUCGACAAUUAAUUGAUUCAGAGAAUAAAAAACCUUUGGCGAAGGCACAUCAAAAACUGCGUAAAGUUUUGAUAUUCCUAUUUGCAAAUACCGACGCUACCUACAAAUAUAACUUGCACAGUGACACCGCAAUUGCGCAUGUUUUGGAGCAGUGCCCUUUGCUACCUAAAUUCUUAUUAGUUACACUAGUUUGGGAGUUGCAACUAGAUCAGUUUUUCUAUGAGGCACUCUCUUAUACCCCUUGUUGGUUUGCUUUUCAGUAUUUUGAGACCGCUGCAGAUACAAUGAAAUUUAUUGAAGAUCCAUAUGACGUUUUGGAAAAAGUAGAGCAGCUAAUGCGUUCCUUGCUCAUUUGCAUAUCACGUUCCGAAUAUCGCAAGAUUGACAUGGUAGAUAAAAAAAUCAUUUACAACAAAUUGUAUGAUUACAGCAUGAAUUUACUCCGACAAUUCUAUACACCUGAUUCUGAAAAAUUUAAGCAAUUCAGUAAAUUGCAAUUUUUCCGAUACUCUGGUUUUGCUUUAAAACAUUUACUUCAAAUGACCUUGUUUGCAUUUGAUUUAUUCGAAUCGCCAGACAAAGCAAGGCCAAAUAUAAAUGUUGAUAUAUAUGAAAUAGGUCGAGAAGUAUGUCCGCCUGUGCCAGAUAAUGAAGCAGCAAAGCCCUCGGAUGCGCUGAAAGAGCAGCAGUUAAAGAUAAUAAAAGCUCUCCUCAAUUCACUACAAUACAACGUUAUGUUGGUUAAAAUAGAUGUCUUCAUGUAUUGGGUUGAAGUAGAUAUUACUCCUACAACAACAUUACAGUUAUCAAUUGGUGAAAUGAUUUAUGAAGUUGGCGAACGAAUGCGCGCAAAUCCUAAAUUUGGACACGAUGUCGAAGAGCAACUAAAAAUGCUGGCUAUUAAACCGAAAACCCUUAGUGAGACAAUUGAGAGCGCAACAUUGGGGGAAAUUUUACGUAACUUAGAUGAAAACUCUCCGCAACAUGUAAAAAAAGCAUGGUUCGAUGAGCUUUUUAACCGAUCCAUUGCUCUUGGUAAUGAAGAAUGCCUGGAAUCCAUUAAAGAACAUAUAAAGCUGCUGACUCCUAUUAAUUGUCAAUUGGCCUUGGAUUUUAUCAAGCAAUCUUCACAAUUACAAGCAAUCGACAAUGAAAACGAAGAAGGUGGUGGUGAAGGCGAAAAUAGCGAGAAAAUGCAAAUAGAUCCUUCCGAUUUUGAAUCUUUGACAUCGUUAAUACUUUUGGGUAUACAGAAUUUUAAAUCCGAAGAUAUAUUACAAUUGUUGGCUUAUCAAACGAAAGCUUUCGGCAAAUCCACAAAUAUUUGCUGUCAGGAUGACUACCAACAUCGCGUAAAUGAGUUUCUCAAUAAAUACGUCAGCUCAUUUGAUUUCCAGCAAUUUCUGGUGCUCUGUUUUGAGAACCCGUCUCAAAUGUGGACCAAAUUCUUUGAAUGUGCCUGCCACAAUUCGGAACAUGUGCGCAACUUUUGCAAAACAGUACAACAAUCGCGACCAUUUUCGAAUGUAUAUUUUGACGAAUUGCUCGAAGAUGCAAUGCAUGAUUCUGACAAGCUGAAACAAAAAAAGUUUCCUGAGUUAUUGUGUGAAAUAUAUUUUGUCUUGUACCAUCCUUCGCGCAAAACCGAGUUUUUAAAACAAUUUAUGAAUAAAAAUGUGAAUGCGUUGUUAGAUGCUCAACGAUUUGGACAUCUGCUGCCAGUUGUGAAUGCGUUAAAUUUAAUUGCAGCACAUGGAGAAACACAGUCGAAUAAACCGCUGACAUUUGGUGAAGUUACUGCACCGGUGUUACUGAUGGCUGCACAAAUCAUGGAUAAGGCUCGUUGGGAUCUUAUCACUUAUACGGAUGAACGGGAUGAAUUGGUGCGUGAAUGCAUACAGUUUAUACAGUACACUUCCAAAAGAUUUCUGCCCGUGGCUACAGAAAAAGAUCGAAAAUGGAUUACCAAAGUCAUUAAAGAUUCUUAUAGGCCUAUAACUCAGUAUUACUUUCAAAAAUUCUCACAGGCACCAGAUCAACCGGCGGUAGAUUUCGAUCGUUUUCUCAUACGUUUAGAAAUUGAAGACAAAUCAGAGGCUGAAAUGUUCCUAAUUAUUAAUUAUGUUCGUUGUACCAUGAAAGAGACAGAAUGGCUGGCCCGUAGUGACCGUCUCCUGCCUCACAUAUCCGAUGUUAUGAUCAUUUUAAGUGGCGUUGUUGUUGAAACAGAUAAUCCGAAUGCAAUUAAUAAUUAUCGUCACUGUCUAAGCAAUUACGCAAAUAUUGUAAUAAAAUUUGUAUUGCCACCAUUGAAAAAUGAUACGAAGAAAAUUGAAAAAUUAAUGCUCAAGGUUUUGAAAAUUAUCGAAUCAGCUCCACCACAGCUUUAUGAAGAAGUAUUUAUUAGUUUUACCGCUUUACUUCUGGAUAUCAUGCGUAAUUGUGCGCUUCCGUUGAAGGAUGAAGACAACAUAGUGAAAUCUGUGCGCAAAUUCAUCGGUGAUAUGAAAGACUGCCAAGGGAAAGAAAUGUUCUUGGAGAAAUUCCAAGCAUUAGUAACUGAACUGUUAACCUAAACAACCGAACUACCGACUAAUUUUGCUAUUUGAAAAAGAGUGAACUGAAUUACUUUAAUUAUCAUUAAAUUUGGGCGUCCUAUGAAUUAAAUUCUGAAAUACGCCUUUAAAAAAUUAAAAAAUUUUGUUAUUAAAAUUUGUUCAUUAAACUA